AUGAGCUUCUCGUGGAAAAUCGCUGGCAUCAGUUACCUUAAAUAUACUCAAGUAUGUGCUCGAGUAGUUCGAAACUCUUUGAAAGAAGAACAACGACUGGUAGCGCAGCGACGAGACGAACAAGGCCUUAAAUACGCGAAGUGGGAAUCCGGAAAGCAAGGAGAAUUAAAACCUGUCGAGGAGCAACGCACUGGUUGA
Messenger RNA from Acaulospora morrowiae, 198 nucleotides. NCBI's taxonomy places the organism in Eukaryota, Fungi, Glomeromycota, Glomeromycetes, Diversisporales, Acaulosporaceae. The record is from the annotation of a GenBank genome assembly.